AUGUAUAAAAGCCUGUUAAGUUUGUUUAUUAUCGUUACGGAAGUCAAAUUUUCAUUUACGGGACGAAGAGAUAAUCCAGAUCGUAUUGACAUAGUAGAUAUGACGAAGCCUACAACUUGGACUUCUAUGUCACUGUACUAUGGAGCUAUGGAGAAACGUUGGAAAAUGUGCACAAACUGUGGUACUCCUAGCCUUGGUACCGGCAUGCACCUGGAGCAAUCUGAGACCUCAGGAUCUAUGCACCCGGCUGUCAUCCCAUCUGAAUAUUUGUUGAGUAGAUUGACAGUAAUAGACCUAACUGGAAUGACAGCAAUCAACCCUACAAUAGUAUUAACCCUGGAUGUUGCGUUACAAUGGGCGGCACUCAAGCAUGACCCUAGAGAGCCCACCCUCUUGCUAUUUAGGUUUGGAUGGUCGGAGGAAGAAAACAAUAAUAUAAAUAUUAGAACUUGCGCUUGUAAGGUUCCUGGUUUAAGUUACGAACUCGCUGAAUGGAUAGCUGCUAAUCUGAGCCACGUGGUUGGAGUAGCUACUGAUGCCCCCACCUUCGAGUCUGAACAAACGAGGGAGUUCGCAAGCAGAACAGUUUCAAAUGUUCUCGGUAGAAGCGGAAUAUAUAUGAUAGAAAACGUCCAUUUCAGAAGAAAGGUUCCAGAACAAGGAUGCCUAUCACUAGCAAUGCCUCUGAAACUUCUGAACUCAGUAUAUGUUCCCGCACGUCUAACCGCCUUCUGUCCAGCGGUGAACGAAAACAGACAGACAGAUGUGCACGUAGUUAUGGCAUUAAGGAAGGAUAUACACGCGCAGGCCAGGCUACCCAACAGCAGAGUGUAUGACGUCAAUCUGGAUGAGAUACUUAGUUAG
This is a messenger RNA of Arctia plantaginis, 864 nucleotides long. Lineage: Eukaryota; Metazoa; Arthropoda; Insecta; Lepidoptera; Erebidae. The record is from the annotation of a GenBank genome assembly.